CACAUACCCACCACCACCUCUUCCCCAUUCUUUUUUGUAUAUAACUUCCAACUCUCCUCCUCGCCUUUCCGCAAACCCCUCUAUAGCAUUCUCUUCCCCGUUCUCUUCCUCCUCCAAACGCAUGAAAGAAGGAACAAGUCCAAGUUCUUCAAGUGAUGGACAGCCAGGAUCUUUCUUCGCCACCCCACAUGGACGCAUCUCGUCCAUCCCUUGGUUUCCCCCUCGGCACUGCCCUCCUCCUCAUCAUCAUCCUCAGCUUGAGUGGAAUCUUCUCCUGCUGCUAUCACUGGGACAGGUUCAGAUCUCUACGCCACUCUUUCUCCCAGGACGACCCAGAUCACCAUACAGAUAUCGAAGCUUCACCCUCCAAAUCUAAACCCAUAUGCACGAAUCAAAAGCAAAAUCAAAGCCAAAGCUUGCCUGUGUUGAUGCCUGGGGAUCGGAUUCCAAAGUUCAUAGCAUUGCCAUGCCCACGUGAACCUCCACGUCCAGAAAAAGUUGUGGUAAAAGUGCAAAAGCCACUGAAGCCACCACCACGUCUGCCAGUGCCUUUGUAUUAGCGAAAAGAAAAAGGGACUCAUGAAUUGAUGUAAAUAUAUGUGACAACGAUGGAAGCUUAUUUUACCAACUGCAAUUAUUCCCCUUGUGAUAGUUCGAUUUUUAGCAAUAUUGUUAGGCCCAUGAGAAAAGGUCGAUUUGUAAUUUUAUUUUUUUAACCAGUUCAUCAUGAUUUCCCCCAAAAUUUUGUAUAAAUCUUGUACAUAUCCAAAUAGAGGGAAGAUUAUUCAGUAGCA
Carya illinoinensis is the source of this 794-nucleotide messenger RNA. RefSeq lists its product as uncharacterized. Lineage: Eukaryota; Viridiplantae; Streptophyta; Magnoliopsida; Fagales; Juglandaceae. The record is from RefSeq and is a predicted model, not a curated record. Bases 156 to 560 code for a protein of 134 amino acids. The transcript has 2 exons.